Molecule: messenger RNA, 6829 nt
Organism: Dama dama (fallow deer)
Lineage: Eukaryota; Metazoa; Chordata; Mammalia; Artiodactyla; Cervidae
Gene: KATNIP
Product: katanin interacting protein
Exons: 29
Coding region: 37-5010 (1657 amino acids)
Source: RefSeq, a predicted model, not a curated record
UUCCGGUUCGAGCUCCCGGAACCGCCGCCUCUAGGGAUGGACGGUCAGACUCUGCGGAAGGCUGAGAGAAGCCGGUCCUGCUCUCGGGAGAAAAAGGAGGGUUACACAAAGGACAUGGUGACAGACUUUGAUGAGAAGCACGAUGAGUAUUUAAUAUUGCUCCAGCAGAAGAACCGGAUAUUAAAGCAUCUGAAAACCAAGGACCCCGUGCAGUUGAGGCUGGAGCACUUGGAACAGGGGUUCUCGGUCUAUGUCAACGGGGCCAACUCUGAACUGAAGGCGUCCCCUCGGAAAGCCGUCCACGCCGACUUCUCCAGAAGCGCCUCCCACACCGAGGGGACUCACGACUGUGGACGAAGAACGCUGUUUCAAGAAGCUGAAGAAGCUUUGAGACGCAGUGCACGGACAGCUCCCAGCAAAGUCCAGCGCCGAGGAUGGCAUCAGAAAUCUGUGCAGAUCAGAACGGAAGCUGGCCCGCGGCUCUACAUCCAGCCUCCUCCGGACUAUGCUGAAGAUUCUGAGCCAUGUGGGGAUGUGACUGUCAAGGUGAAGGAUGCUUCUGGGGACUGUCCACAGGAUACCAAAUCUCCCACCAGCACCACGGCCUGUGAUUUUAAUUUCUCCCUUCCAAACGCAAAAGGACGCUCUGACCUUCCAAGCAGUACGGACAGAGAAAGGAUCCUCUUAACUAUUCAGGAUGUAAUGGAGCUAAGAAAAAGCCUGGAACUUAGUGUCAAUCUACAAAGGAAAGAAAAGGAUGGUUCCAGUGAUGAGUAUGACUCUAUCGAAGAAGAUGUACUCUCUGAGCCGGAGCCCGAGGACCAGGUGCUGGUGGGCUGUCCCAGAGAUGACUCCCCUCUUUCCCGAAGGUACUCAGUGCAAAAGGAUUUUCCCGAGGACCAAGAGACAGAAGGACGCCUUCCCCAGGGCCCAGACACCCUCGUAGUGCUGGAAUUUAACCCGGCUUCCAAAAGUAAUAAAAAGGAAAGGAAUUUGUCUGCUAAGCGGAAGGACAACGCUGAGGUCUUCAUUCCCAGCAAACCUGAGCCACACCUGAGUCCCCAGCCCCCAACCAUGUUCCCGGAUCAAGACAGGGCGUGCUCAAGACCUGGAAGCCGCCGAGAGAGACCCCUAUCCGCAACCCGGAAACCUGUGCGAGAGGCUGAGGACCGAGAGGAAGAUGCCUCGGCCGUGCUCAGGGCCAUCCAGGUGGAGAACGAGGCCCUGCAGAGGGCGAUCCUCAGCAGAAAGGCCGAGCCCCCCGCCAGCCCACCCCAGGACACAGAGGGACCACGAGCAAAGCCGUGGACCAGUCUGCUCAAGGAGGGGACCCCCGAGCUGCCUCCCAUCACCACGGCGACCAGCACGGAGGAGCCAGCCAGGGCAGCAGGGGGAGCCAGAGCCGUCAGUGAAGCCAUCGACAGAAUCGGCCUUUUGGGGAGCAGACAGCAGCAGAAGCUUCUGAAAGUCCUCCAGGCCAUUGAAAGUGACUCUGCCCAUCUCAGCCGGGUUGUUUCACCCACAGAGGAGCAAGUGCUGGACCCAGAGGACAAAUCGGGACCGAAAGCAGAGGAGAUCAAAGACGCCAUCUACGUGACCAUGGAAAUCCUGUCCAACUGGGGCAGCGCGUCAUGGGUGGGCAUCACGGAAGUCGAGUUCUUUGACCUGAACAACACAAAGCUCUACGUGUCGCCCCAUGACGUGGAUAUCCGGAAUACAGACAUGCCCGGGGACCUGGGCCACUUGGUCAACAGGAACUUAGCUGGCAAGAAAGACCCUUCCCUGUGGACGUGCCCCUUCCACCCGCCGCUCCAGCUCUUUUUUGUCAUCCGCAACACAGGACAGCUGCGUGACUUUGGUCUAACCAAGAUCAAGGUUUGGAAUUACUGGACGGCUGACGGCGACUUUGACAUCGGGGCUAAGAACGUGAAGCUUUAUGUCAACAAAAAACUCAUCUUUGAUGGCAAGUUAGACAAAGGAGGUGGCGAGGCCCCGAACAGCAUCCUGGUGGGGCUGCAAGAUGAGAGGAUGGAAAAGAGCGAUGCUGCCCUCUUGGAAGAAAGCAGAGGUGUCCGCGAGACACCCGGCACCGAGGGGGAUGAGGAGCUCCGCACCAGUCACUCUGAGCCAGCUGGAGCAGCAGAGGAUGCGAAGGUUUCUUCACAAGGAAAUUUAUUUGGUGGAAGGAUGAGUUCUCCUGACGGUGUGAAAGACAGUUUGUCCCGGUCAGAGGAGGAGCUCAGCGUUUCAGCCGCCCCGUCCUCGGUGGGUGGUGAGCCCAGUGGUCCUCCCCACUCGCCCCCUGUGGAGUGCCCUGCUCCUCCUGACCAGGAGCUCUCGCUGCUCCGACAGCUGGGAAACCUCACAGGCAGAAAAGUCUCUGAGCCGCCAGGGAAGACCCCAUCCUGGUUACAACCUUCUCCCGCGGGGAAAGGCAGGAAGCCGGGAGGCCCGAAGUUGAAACCCCUCUGGCUGAGUCCAGAGAAGCCGCUGGACGGGAGAGAUGGGCUUCCAUCAGACGACGUCAUCGGUGAGGGGCCUGGAGUGUCCGAGGCCAGGGAUAAAGGCCCCCGACGUGAGCAAGGGCGGCUGAGCAGCUGGAAUGUCAUCGCCGCUGAGAGAGCUCAGAGGACGACCCCCAAAGUCCACGGUGAUGACUUUGACAUCUUUAACCAGCCCCCCCACAGGGAGCAGCCUGCUAGUGGGAGGAGGGGACUGAGGAGGGACGCCCUCAGCCUCAGUCAUGGUGACGGCCAGCCAGCCAGCAGUGAAGACACCUGGUCCACCCAGAUGCCGCCACGGCCCCGGUGGCACAGUGAGCAGGAACACACCUUGCACGAAUCGUGGGACUCCCUCACGGCCUUCGACCGCUCCCACCGGGGGCGCAUCUCCAACAUGGAAUUCCAGGGCGACAUCCUGGAUGAGUUCCUACAGCAGCAGAAAAGCAGCCGGCAGAGCGACCAGCCGCCCCCCUGGAAGGAGGAGAAGCCGGAGCCUGUGAAAGGGCAGGACCACGGCUCCCUGGAGACAGACGAUGGGGGUGACUUCAAAAUCCCCGUCCUGCCCUAUGGACAGCACCUGGUCAUCGACAUCAAGUCCACGUGGGGGGACAGGCACUACGUUGGCCUCAACGGGAUAGAAAUAUUCAGUUCCAAGGGGGAGCCAGUGAGAGUCGAGAACAUUCAGGCCGACCCCCCGGACAUCAAUAUCUUACCGGCCUACGGGAGAGACCCCCGCGUGGUCAGCAACCUCAUCGAUGGGGUGAACAGGACCCAGGACGACAUGCACGUCUGGCUGGCCCCCUUCACGCCGGGCAAGUCCCACUCCAUCUCCAUGGAUUUCGCACAGCCUUGCCAGGUCGCCCUGAUCAGGAUCUGGAAUUACAAUAAAUCACGGAUCCAUUCCUUCCGGGGCGUGAAGGACAUCACGAUGCUGCUAGAUGCGCAGUGCAUCUUUAAGGGAGAAAUUGCCAAGGCCUCCGGAACCCUGACGGGAGCUCCAGAGCACUUUGGCGACACGAUCUUAUUCACGACCGACGAUGAUAUUCUCGAGGCCAUCUUCUGUUCCGAUGCGACGUUUGACCUGGACGUGGAAAGCCUGUGCAGCCUGCAGAGUGAGGAGGCGCUGAGGAGGCCCAGCACAGCCGAUGGCCAGGGGGAGGAGAGGCCAUACACCCAGGCCGGCUCAUGGGCUGAUGACCGGGGCCUGGAGCCAGAGCUGCCCCCCGGUCCCCCUGUCCCUGAUGUCACCACACCAGAGCCGGGCGUCUAUUACGGCAUCUGCCUCCAACUGAAUUUUACCGCCUCCUGGGGUGACCUGCACUACCUGGGGCUCACCGGCCUGGAGGUGGUGGGCCAGGAUGGCCAGGCACUGCCCAUCAACCCGCAGCAGAUCUCUGCCUCCCCCAGAGACUUAAAUGACCUCCCUGAGUACACGGACGACUCCCGGACCCUGGACAAGUUAAUUGAUGGAGCCAACAUCACGAUGGAGGAUGAGCAUAUGUGGCUGAUCCCCUUCUCGCCGGGGCUGGACCACGUGGUCACGAUCCGCUUCGACAGAGCCGAAAGCAUCGCAGGCCUUCGCUUCUGGAACUACAAUAAAUCUCCCGAGGACACCUAUCGAGGGGCCAAGAUCGUCCACGUCUCCCUGGAUGGCCUGUGUGUCUCCCCUCCCGAGGGCUUCCUCAUCCGGAAGGGACCGGGCCACUGCCACUUUGACUUUGCUCAAGAAAUCCUCUUUGUGGACUACCUGCAGGCCCGACCGUUGCCCCCGCCAGUCCAGAGGCUGGACACGAAGAGCCUGGAGCGGGCGAGCAUGGACUAUGAGGCGCCCCCAAUGCCCUGCGGCUUCAUUUUCCAGUUUCAGCUCCUGACCAGCUGGGGUGACCCCUAUUACAUCGGUCUUACCGGCCUGGAGCUAUAUGACGAAAGAGGAGAAAAAAUCCCUCUGUCAGAGAACAAUAUCGCCGCCUUCCCGGACAGCGUCAACUCCCUGGAGGGCGUGUGCGGGGACGUCCGGACCCCUGACAAGCUCAUCGACCAAGUGAAUAACACCAGCGACGGCAGACACAUGUGGCUGGCCCCCAUCCUGCCUGGCCUGGUGAACCGGGUUUAUGUGAUUUUCGAUCUGCCCACCACAGUGUCAAUGAUCAAACUGUGGAAUUACGCAAAAACACCACAUCGAGGGGUGAAGGAGUUUGGCCUCCUGGUGGAUGACUUGCUCGUGUACAAUGGGAUCCUGGCCAUGGUAGGCCACCUGAUAGGGGGCAUCUUGCCCACGUGCGAGCCCACGCUGCCCUAUCACACCAUCCUCUUCACCGAGGACACGGACAUCUGUCACCAGGAGAAGCACACCACCAUCAGUAAUCAGGUAGAGGACCAGGACGUGCAGAUGAUGAAUGAAAACCAAAUCGUUACCAACUCGAAGAGAAAGCAGAAUGCAGCUGACCCAGCCUUACGCCCCAAAACCUGCAUCAGCGAGAAGGAGACAGCAAGACGGUGGCGGUGCUGACCGGCGAAGGAGCAGGGCUGGUCCUCUCAGCCAGGACGGGGCUCUGUCACCAGCCCCCACGCAGUACCUGCAUCCCCGGCCUCAGGCUUUCGUGUGGGCCCACCCAGACCCCAGACCCCAGACCCCAGAGGGCAGAAGGGAGCUUCAGCGUGGAGGGGCCCGCUGGGGAGAAGGGACUCGAGGGGUGAACGGCCCUGGGAAACACAGGAGUUCAGGAGGAAGAUGGGGUGUGGUGUGGUCUUCCGCUGGCCGCUGCAGUCCUGGGGUCAGCACGGGGAGCCCAGGGACUCCUGGCUCCGUGACUUUCGAGUGAGAUCCAGCAAAGCAGGGCCCGUCAUAGGAUCCGUGGGUUCUGCCUGACUCGAGGUAACACAGUAACGUGGCCUGGGGAGGCCUCCCAGCCAGCCGCCCCAGGGCCCGGAGCAUGGCUGAGCCGGGUGGAGGAGAUGGGGCCUCAGACCCCAACUCCAACAGGCAUGGGGCCCUGCCUUCGGAGGCCCCCACUCCCACCGCAUCCCUGCCUCAUCUGGGGGCUGGCCGGGAAGGUGGGGUUCUCCCCUGGACCCCUCCUGGACUGCUACCACCACUUCACUCAUCCCGGGGUGGGGUGGGGGGGGGUCCCACCCAGGCCCAGUGGAGAAGGAGGGAUCCCGUGAGGGUCCCUGGUCAUGCAGGGUCUCUGUCCUCUGGUUAAGCCUGAGAAGGGAUCAAAACCGAGGAACUGAGGGAGCUGAACCCACCCGCCGCCCUGAGUCAGCCCCGUACCCCCAUCCGGCACACGGGCCCCAGUCACUGCAGUGCUGCCAGGCCAACGGGACAGGCAGGCAGCGUCCUACCCUAGAGGGCCAGGGGGGCCCAUCCAGAUACCCUCCAGAUGCCAGAGCAGGAGGCAGAAGACCAGUGCCUCAGCCCCAGAGGCCACGCCCCCUGCCACUUGAACUAGCCUAGAGGGUGGGCGGACUCCCUCUGUCUGAUCCAGGCUUUCCUCCCUUUCCAUCUGUUCUUGUCCCCCUGCGUCCUGGGCCCCAGGCGGUGAGGCUCUUUUUGCCCAGGGGUCCCCAUGCCUUUGCCCUCUUCUAGCACCUUCUGGGCAAGUUGGACAUGUGCCUUGCCCCCACCAGCCACGUGAAGCCCAGAGCGCAUCUAUUUUCAUCUGUGUAACAAGCUCGGAUCAGGGACCUCAUUGGUUUCCCAGUGGUGGGUAAUUUCUCGUUCCAAAUAUUAAUCCGUUGUUUUCCUGGCUCCCGGCCUGGCCCCGCUGCUGCCGUACUGUACUCCAAGUAGGUUCCUAUGCAACCAAAAGCCCCAGCAAAUACUUUAUGAGCUUUGCAGCUUCAGCCGAGCAGCUAUGCAAAUGCGCUUUUCAUUAGGAGCGUGGGGCCGGACGUGAAGAUAAGGAAUUCUUUCUCCCAGAGAAGAUCCAUCAUUUCAGUAGCUUCCAAGCCCCCAGCCUCUAGGCUCACCUCACCCUCCCGGAUGUGGCAAGCGCCUCCACCUCUGGGCCUCCAGACUCCCAGGAGAGCUGCCGGGGAGUCGGGGGCAGGGGGGGGCGGGGGUUGAUCAACUUUUAGUGACCAAAACCAGUACCUUGGCUUUAAAGGGAGCCCAGCCUUCCAUCCCUGCCCGAGGCGUGUGUAACAGGUCAGAUAUGUUUGGGAGAUCACACAAGCACCACACUAAUUUGCUCCCAGGAUCUCAGUUGAUAUUUAUAAUAAUUGUACCAUGCAAGUUAGGAGGGGAGGGGGGAAAAAAGCUGUACAGGCAUUAACUCUAAAAUAAAUUUCUAUUUUUUUCUCUUGCAAGAUCAAUAAAAGAUAUU